Messenger RNA from Papaver somniferum (opium poppy), 423 nucleotides. Its product is annotated as casparian strip membrane protein 3-like. Bases 1 to 423 code for a protein of 140 amino acids. The record is from RefSeq and is a predicted model, not a curated record. The transcript has 3 exons. NCBI's taxonomy places the organism in Eukaryota, Viridiplantae, Streptophyta, Magnoliopsida, Ranunculales, Papaveraceae.
AUGGGAACUUCUGAUCAAAUUCUUCCCUUAUUUACGCAUCACUUCCAAUUCAGGGCUACUUUCCAAGAUCUCCCCGCCCUCACGUUUUUUGUUGCGGCCAAUGUGAUAGCUUGUAGAUAUCUUCUCCAAUCUCUUCCAUUCUUCCUUAUUAGCAUUAUUUGCCCCAGUAUUGUAGGAGCAAGGCUACUUCUCCUAAUCGCAGACACAGUGAUGCUCGCUUUGACAUUGACUGGUGUUGUUUCAGCUGCUAUUAUUGUAUACUUGGCUCAUGUAGGAAAUAGAAGGGCAAACUGGAUCGAAAUAUGCCAACAGUUCAAUGAGUUCUGCCAACAAACCAGUGGUGCAGUGGUAGCUUCAUUUGCAAGUGUUCUCAUCUUUAUCAUUUUGGUUAUCAUGUCAGCUUUGGCUCUCCGACACCAUUGA